AUGCGCUCAAUAUUUUUAUUUUCUUUUUCUCAUCGAGCAUUUGGAAAGCUUGCAUUUCUCACUCUAAGAGAUGAUUUUGGGACAAUUCAGCUUUAUAGUGAAAAGGUGAGAUUUUUAAGUGAUCAGUUUGACGAGCUUAAGAAUCUUGUUGAUAUUGGUGACAUACUUGGUGCAAAUGGCUCAAUUAAGCGAACUGAGAAAGGGGAGAUUUCUGUCUAUGUGAACUCUUUUGCAAUUCUUACAAAAUCUCUACUGCCCUUGCCAGACAAAUAUCAUGGUCUAACUCAUGUGGAUAAGCGUUACCAGCAACGGUACAUUGAUAUGAUUUCCAAUCCUGAAGUAGCUGAUGUAUUUCGGAAGAGAGCAAAGAGUUAUGCAAGACAGUCUUUUGGAUUUCUCGAAGUUGAAACUCCAGUUCUACAGGGAGCAGCUGGUGGAGCAGAAGCAAGACCAUUUGUUACCUACCAUAAUUUGCUAGGAAGGGAUCUUUAUUUGAGGAUAGCAACAGAGCUCCACUUGAAGAGGAUGCUGCUUGGUGGAGGUUAUCUAUUUGGGUUGCCUUUGGGGUUCGUUGCUGAUUCUAUUGGUGCAACAAUUGGUGCUACAGCUGCAUUUAUUCUUGGUAGAACACAAACAUCUGUUGCUGCUUCCAAUAAUGAUGGUUCGACAACAGUUGAUCAGGUGGAGGUGCUACAAAAAGUAUUGGGCCAAAGGCGUGGACACGAGCAAGGAGUGGACUGCAAAUUGAAGGGGUUGGGGUCAUCAUCUACCCAACGCACUCACUUCAACAAGUCUCAAGCUCCUCCUCAACGUUCAUAA
Humulus lupulus (European hop) is the source of this 819-nucleotide messenger RNA. RefSeq names its product lysine--tRNA ligase, chloroplastic/mitochondrial-like. The transcript is spliced from 8 exons. The record is from RefSeq and is a predicted model, not a curated record. Lineage: Eukaryota; Viridiplantae; Streptophyta; Magnoliopsida; Rosales; Cannabaceae. Gene Ontology annotation, cellular component: mitochondrion; cytoplasm; cytosol. Gene Ontology annotation, biological process: lysyl-tRNA aminoacylation. The coding region runs from base 1 to 819 and encodes 272 amino acids. Gene Ontology annotation, molecular function: tRNA binding; ATP binding; lysine-tRNA ligase activity.